GGCAGCUGAGCCGAGUCCCGGACGGGAGGCGAACCCGUGAGAGACACAACUUUUAAUGUAUGUGGACCGGGUCGAGCCACAGUGGAGUGUCCUUUAUGCAUUAUCCUGGCGGACGUUGUGUCGCGACCGCUCGCUUCUUCUUCUUUUUUUGAUUUGUUCAGUAGCUAAUCUGUUUUUGUCUAAAAAAAAAAAAAAAAAAAAAAAAGCGGUUGUCUCUUUUAUGUGUGCAGCCUUCCUGUGAUUCCAGCAUACAGACACACACAGCAGGCGUGGACUGAGCCAUCGAGUGACUGACUGCAUGGAUCAGACUGAACAUGAAGAGCCUCAAAGCCAAGUUUAGAAAAACUGAUGUGAAUGAGUGGAACAAAAAUGACGAGCGCCUCCUUGCUGCGGUGGAGCAUGGCGAGGUGGAGAAAGUUGCAACUCUCCUCGCUAAGAAAGGUGCCAAUGCUGUGAAGCUGGACAACGAGGGCAAGUCAGCUCUUCAUGUGGCAGCUGCUCGUGGUCAGACGGAGUGUCUGGCUGUGAUUUUGGCACAUGGAGCUGACCUGUCAGUCACUGAUGCGGCUGGUUUUCCUGCUUUACAUCUGGCAUCCAAAAACUGUCAUGUUGAAUGUUGCAGAAAACUCAUACAGAACAAGUGUCCCAUUGAUGCUGUGGACAGUUCAGGAAAGACUGCUCUGCAUCACGCUGCUGCCAGUGGGAACCUCCAGAUCGUUCAGCUUCAGUGUGAACUAAAAAGUCCUAUCAACCUAAAAGAUGCAGAUGGUGUCACUUCCUUGCUGUUGUCAGCCAAACACAAUCAUCCAGAGGUAUGCAGCGCUUUGCUGGACUGUGGUGCUGAAAUCAACACUUCUGACAACACUGGCAGGACAGCCUUGAUGGUUGCUACCGAGUCCAGUGCGGUGUCUGUGGUUGAGGUUUUGGUUCAGCGAGGAGCAGACCUGUCGGCUGUAGACUCUGAAGGUCAUGAUGCCUUACACUACUCCAAGCUGUUGGCCAACUCUGAAGCCAAAACGGCCAUCACGACUGCUCUUAACAGAUUGAUGUACACACCUCAUAGAGAGAAAGAUGCCAAGUCUCCUAAAAGUCCUCAGCAUGAUCAAUUAGCUAGGCUAAGUGAUGAGCGGAUCACAACUCCCAAAAAACGAAAAGCACCUCCACCUCCUAUUAGCCCACUGCAGAGUUCUGGACCCUCUUCCCCCUCAGUCAUGAGCACUCCAGCAUCCAACAAAAGUGACACUUCCAUGAGAUUCAACUACAAGGAGGAUGAUAUCAGAGAAUCAGCAAUGAGAGAGGAGGUGGAGAAGCUCCAUGAGGAGAGAAGCAUGUUGCUGGAGACAAUCGAAGACCUGAGGCAGACUGUGGAGACGGUGACUGGUCCUGAGCUGGAUACAAAGGUAGAACAAACAGCAUCUGCAGCUCUUGUUUCAGCUCUGCAAGCCAGGAUUACUGCUCUUACCUCGGAAAAUCAGCAACUUUCAAACAAACUCAAGAAACAUCCAUCCAUCCAAGGAAAUGAGGAGAUGAAGGAGAACAGUCGUCCAAACAGCAUGAAUUCUAACUCUUCCUUCCACUCCACCCAAGAUGAUUUUUAUACACCACCACAAGUUUCAUCCACCACCCAUGUUGAAGGGAGAGAGCACCCAGGAGUAUGUUCUGUUAAACUGGCGGAUGAGGGGAGUGAAGGUGGGAGCCAGGAGGAGAUCAUACUUUUGAGACAGGCACUAGAGAGCGUUCAGAUAAAACUAGUUGAAACUAGGAACGAAAACCGCGCACUUCAGGCUCAGGUGAGACCCGAGCGAGGCGGAGAAAGAGAGGAGGAUGGAGGCGUACGAGAGAAAGGAAGAGAGGAGGAGUUGAUGGAGAGUUUAGCCGAGCUGCAGGCGAAGCUGACAGACACUCAGGAGAGGUACCACCAUGCUAUGGAGGAGGUAGAGGAUCUAAGAGCACAAAUGGGUGGAGGAGGAGGAGGAGGAGGUGGUGAGCUGACCGAGAAGCAGGAGGCAGUGAGAUGUACAUCUUCCACAUUUGAACAAGAGGUAAGACAGCUGAAGGCCCAGCUCAUCCAGUCAGAGUCGGAGCAAGAUAAAGCAUCUCAGCAGAUCAGACAGCUGGAAGAGGCUCUGAAGAAGACACAAGAGGAGAGACAGAUGGGGAAGGAGAAGGAACAGAGGACUGCACAGACUGAAGAGCUCUACAAGGAGGCAAAAGAGGAAGUCAGGAUGCUUCAGGAGGCUCUGAGGGGAACGGUGCCUGUUGAAGCUGCCGCCAAAGACUUUGAAGAAAUGAAGGCUGAGCUGAACGAGGUCAUUGCAGGACUGCAGCGACGCUUGCUGGAGCUCUCCCACUCCUACAGUGAAACGAAGAGUCAGCUGAGCGCUACUCAGAAAGCGCUGUCGGAGGCCCGAGCUGAGUGCAGCACAUCUUCGUCUCCCUCAUCAGAGCAGGUGCGCAUGCUGGAGGAGACACAGGCGCUGCUAGCUGACGCUCAGUUGAAGUACUCGGCUGCACAAGAAGAGAUUUUAACAUUGAAGCAGGAGGCAGAAGCUCAGGCACAAAGCACUGUGGCCCUCAGCGACCACGCUCAGGUCAUGUCAACCCUGGGAAACGCCAUCAAAGAGCUGGAAGGCGAGUUAGAAUCCCUGAAAGAGCAGCUACACCAAAAGACCAUUCAGGUGGAGGAUCUUCAGAACAGGCUGAAUACCGAAAACAACAUCAGUCCAGCUGACUCAGUAUCCCGGCUGGAGCAUGACAACAUGCGGGAGCAGCUGGAGGGCGAGGUGAACCAUCUGACGCAGCUUCUCCAGGGGGCAUUGAGGAAGCAGGAUGAGAUGGCUCUGGAGGCGGCUGAUGCAUGGCAGAAGGCUCGGGACAAUCGCGCAGAGCGUGAAGCACUGCAGGAGCUGCUGAUGUCGAAAGAGAAGGAGAACCAGACGCUGACCUCCAAACUGGCCGAGUCCCAGGAUGCCGUGUGUCAGCUCAAACAGCUGGUAGAGAAUCACGUUGCCUCAGAGAGGGAGAAAAACAAGAGGAUAGAUGACUUGUCUCGGGAGGUAGGGAAACUAAAGGACGCCUUAAACAGCUUAUCGCAGCUCUCUUACAGCUCCUGUUCCCCCCUUAAGAGACAACAGCAGAAUCAGCAGCUGGAGACACUGCAGCAACAAAUCAAGCAGUUACAGCACCAGAUAGCUGAAUCAAAGAAGCAACACAAUGAAAUAGUGUCAGUCUACAGGAUGCAUCUCCUCUAUGCUGUUCAGGGUCAGAUGGAUGAGGAUGUCCAGAAGGCCUUGAAGCAGAUCCUGUUGAUGUGCAAGAUGCCAAGUCAAGCCAAGGAGGCCUGCUGAGACAGAGUUGGGAGGGCUUCCCAAAAAUGUACCAUCUUUAAAGAAAGGAAAAAAAGCAAAAAAAACAACAACAAAAAAGCCCCACACAUUGUGCCUGUGGAUAAACCUUGAGUAUUUGUAAGGAACAGGUUUACAAUCAUGUGUUCGUUGCCUUUUCUUAAGUCUUUUUGGACCUACAACAUCUUUCACCCCACACGCACAUGGUGAUACGGUGCAUCUCGUCUAAAUGAAAGAGUGACCACAGACAGAAAGAAGAGCCAAGCAGCUAGGCCAUAUGUGGAGAUGAUCCAAGUCCCAGGUGAUCUGAGAUCAGCCAGGUGUCAGUGCAGUCUGCGCAGUGCUCAUUCUGAAGCUCAACAAUACUACAAUAACUUUGCCACAUCCUGCUAAUUCAAACUAGCCUUAACUCAACUUCAAGAAAGAAAGGAAGCAAAAGUAUAAAAAUCUGAACUGCUGCCACUAAUCCACACAUAGCACAUUUGUUGAGAAAUAAGCCAUCACAUUAAAUUGCCAGAACAAUCAAGACAAUGAGAACACGCUUCAGUUCCAGGAUAAAAGCAAAGCCGGAUGGAUCACAUGUUAGGAUCCAGAUACAGAUGGAUGUUCACAACAAAUCUAAACUGGGUUAUUGAGGUUACUGGAAAAGCAGUGGAAAUUUUGGGGAAAUUUUCAUCCAAGGUUACAAAUUUGAGCUUCACGUUGGCCAACUGAUCGCUCAGAUGUAUGCAGUAACCAGGUGAAUCUUUUGUCUAGUGCCCACAUUGACACUACAAACCAAAACUAUCCGGUUCAAGUAAAACACCUGCAAUAGCAGAACUGUGUGCACUAUCACACAAGUAUCUAUGUGUGCACCAAUCAUCCUAAAUACAACUGAAUUUGUUUGUGUUACAGCAUGCUGUCAGUAGUAUUUAUGUUAGAAAACACAAGUGUUAGUAUUAUUUUAAUCUAAAUGUGUCAUGGCUGUCCACUAUUACUUCAUACAGUCUAAAUUACACCAGUGCAUUAGAUUUGACAAACACCGAACCCAAACUCCCACAGAAAUCUUUUCUAGCUGCACUAAUUUGAAAAAAGAGGCAAAUGUUUUUUCUUUUGACGUUUUCACGGACAAGGUGUCCGACGCGAAGCGGAGGACGGUUUGCCUCGCGAAGUCCAUAUAUUUCUGAUAAUGUAGACCUCGAAGGGCAUUAUCCUGCUUAUACCAUGGUCACUUACCAAAAAAUAAAAAAUUAAAUCAGUUAUUCAUGCUUUAAUGUGUUUUCAGUUGAAAUCAUUAGUUUUAUAACAAGCCACAGCUGAGCGGCUGAGCGGACUAUUUAA
Cololabis saira (Pacific saury) is the source of this 4664-nucleotide messenger RNA. It is a transcript of the gene rai14, whose product is annotated as retinoic acid induced 14. The transcript has 21 exons. Gene Ontology annotation, molecular function: actin binding. The record is from RefSeq and is a predicted model, not a curated record. Bases 315 to 3347 code for a protein of 1010 amino acids. NCBI's taxonomy places the organism in Eukaryota, Metazoa, Chordata, Actinopteri, Beloniformes, Belonidae.